GUGGAAAUUUUUCAUUCCAAGAACAACUUUGAAACCGUUAACUCUACUGAAAUCGUAAGCAAUGGCUCGUACCAAGCAGACCGCUCGUAAAUCCACCGGAGGAAAGGCUCCUCGCAAACAGUUGGCCACUAAAGCUGCUCGUAAAAGUGCUCCAGCUACCGGAGGAGUCAAGAAGCCACAUCGUUAUCGGCCAGGAACCGUCGCUCUGCGUGAAAUUCGUCGGUACCAAAAGUCGACUGAAUUGUUGAUCCGUAAGCUUCCAUUCCAACGUUUGGUUCGUGAGAUUGCUCAGGAUUUUAAGACCGAUCUUCGCUUCCAGAGCUCGGCUGUUAUGGCUCUGCAGGAAGCAAGUGAAGCUUAUCUGGUCGGAUUAUUCGAAGAUACCAAUCUGUGUGCCAUUCAUGCCAAACGAGUGACCAUUAUGCCGAAAGACAUCCAAUUGGCUCGUCGUAUUCGUGGAGAACGCGCCUAAGUCUGACCUAUCUGACCUCAUUCU
Molecule: messenger RNA, 496 nt
Organism: Toxorhynchites rutilus septentrionalis
Lineage: Eukaryota; Metazoa; Arthropoda; Insecta; Diptera; Culicidae
Product: histone H3
Exons: 1
Coding region: 62-472 (136 amino acids)
Cellular component (GO): nucleosome
Molecular function (GO): DNA binding; protein heterodimerization activity; structural constituent of chromatin
Source: RefSeq, a predicted model, not a curated record